Molecule: messenger RNA, 2061 nt
Organism: Mesorhabditis spiculigera
Lineage: Eukaryota; Metazoa; Nematoda; Chromadorea; Rhabditida; Rhabditidae
Source: the annotation of a GenBank genome assembly
AUGCCGGUCCCUAAAAAAAUAACUCCAUCGGAUCUUGAAGCAGCGGGGAAAAUUACGAGGCAGCGCCGCUCUUCACUAGCUGAUGAAAUCCCACCCGCGAAACGAAAAGCCUCGAUUAUUGAUGAUUUAGGAAGGAAUGUGAGACCCCCAAUGAAUCAGGUCGAAUUCGACGAGAAAUUUUCUUACAAGCAACCAGAGCAAGAAGAUCCCUUUGUUCACCACGCCAAGAAAUAUUUCGGCAGAGUUACGUUACUUUCCUUUAUCCCCAUCGCCGAUUGGCUGCCACGUUAUAAUUGGAAAGAGAAUCUUCUGCAUGAUUUGAUCGGCGGGUUGACGAUGGGUAUUAUGACAGUUCCGCAAGGAAUCGCAUACGCUGUACUGGCAAAAGUUCCACCUGUGCAGGGUCUUUACACAUCACUAUUCCCGGCGUUGAUAUAUAUGAUUUUCGGGAUGUCUCGUCAUAACAAUAUUGGAUCAUUUGCCGUAGUUUCUUUGAUGACAGGAAUGGCUGUUGAGAGGAUAACAAAGAUUACCGAGAUCCAAGAGGGAAUAUUAUUUGCUAAUGACACCAUUGAUUUUCAAGAUUUUACUCCUACACAAGUAGCCACUUCGAUAACUUUUGCCGUUGGAGCUAUCCAAUUCUUACUUGGUCUGGCCGGGCUCGACUUUAUAAUUACUUAUUUCUCGGAUCAGAAACUUUACGAUAUGUUCAUCGAUCGAUUCAGCGACAUCAAUCUCUUCAGCGUUUUUGUUUCGAUAGCAAUGAUGGCUAUUCUAAUCUUUGGAAAGGAAUUCGCGAAUCCAAGGAUAAACAAACGUUUCAAAAUUAAUGUGCCGAUACCCUUUGAGCUGAUCGUGUUAAUCGGCGGAACCCUGCUUUCUUAUUUAAUGGAUUUUUCUGGGAAUUACAACAUGAAGAUUGCGAAUAAGAUCCCAACAGGAAUGCCAUCCCCCUCUCCACCGCUUCUCCGGUUAAUUCCCUACGUUGUGCCGGAAGCUUUUUCUAUAGCUGUUGUUUCGAUGGCGGUUCAUAUUUCAUUGGCAAAAAUGAUGGCUAAGAAACAGAAUUAUGAAGUGGAUCCCGGACAAGAACUUUACGCACUCGGUCUGGCAUCAGUUGGAUCUGCAUUUUUCGCUUGCUAUCCAUCGGCCUGUUCUUUGGGGAGAACGUUGGUGAAUAUGAGUUCGGGAACGAGGACACAACUCUCUACAAUUUUCUCCUCAGCCUUGGUGCUAGCUGUUAUUUUAUUUUUCGCGAGUUUUUUGGAAACACUACCAAUGUGUGCGCUAUCGGCUCUUGUGAUCGUAGCCUUGAAAGGCAUCCUAAACAAAUUUGCGGAUUUGCGGUUGCUCUGGCCACUGUCGAAAAUCGAUUUUAGCAUAUGGGUUGUGUCAUUUCUUGCUACAACUUUAAUUGAUGUGACGGAAGGAUUGGCUAUUGCUAUCGCAUUUGCAUUGUUUACCACGAUAAUGAGGGAGCAAUGGCCUCGCUGGCAUUUGCUCGGCAACGUUGAGGGCACUGCUGACUUCCGCGACUCGGAACGCUACGAGAACGUCGCAUUUUUUAACGGCAUUUGCAUAUUCCGCUUCGACUCCCCACUUCUUUUCACAAAUGUCGAGCGCUUCAAAACGGCCGUUCAAAAAUCGUUCCGCGCCUGGGAAGAAUCCCACGAAUAUUAUGUACUUCGGCAGGAAAGGGCGAGGAUGUUGAUGGAACUUGAUGAGGAGCAAAGGAAAAAAGCGACGGAUGAGGCAGACUACGUGUCGAGACAUUUUAUCAUAGAUUGUUCUGGGUUUACGUUUGUAGAUUAUAUGGGUAUUUUUGCUGAAAUGAAAAACCGCGGGGCACAGGUUUAUUUUGCUACGGCAAAAGCACCCGUGAGAGAAUUAUUUGAAUCUUGCGGUUUUUAUGCAUAUGUCCCAAAAGAGCAUUUCUAUCCAACAAUUCGAGAUGCCGUUGCGAUAGCAAGAAUUCGACAACAACACAAAGGUACACCAGCGGAUUCCUAUCAUUUGGAACACGAUCGUCUCUCCGAAAUCAUCAGCGCCCAUCCAUUAAAU